Gastrolobium bilobum is the source of this 1953-nucleotide messenger RNA. Its product is annotated as coilin. Gene Ontology annotation, cellular component: Cajal body. Gene Ontology annotation, molecular function: U1 snRNA binding; U2 snRNA binding. Lineage: Eukaryota; Viridiplantae; Streptophyta; Magnoliopsida; Fabales; Fabaceae. Bases 16 to 1953 code for a protein of 645 amino acids. The record is from RefSeq and is a predicted model, not a curated record. Gene Ontology annotation, biological process: spliceosomal snRNP assembly. The transcript has 13 exons.
UCGGCAUUGACGACGAUGGCAGAGACGAUUAGACUUCGUGUGGUGUUCGAGGAGCGUCGCAUGUUGAGCAAGUCAAAGAAGAAGGAAGGGCUGAAGCGUAGCUGGUUUCUGCUAAAACCCCAACUCAACACCAUAUCCGAUGUAGCUUCUCAUCUACAAAACACUUUCCGCCUCCACCGUACCUGUCCACAUGGCAUCAUCCUAUUGAUGGAUGGUUUUGUUUUACCAUCCUUUGAGUCAACUCGUAUUUUGAAGGAUAAAGACAUUGUCUGUGUGAGAAGAAAAGGAAGCAUAUUAGCUUAUGAUAAACCUGCAAUGCUGCCAUCUGAAACACGUGGGCAGAGAUCUAUUGAGCUUCCGAAACUUCUUGCAAUUGAGGGGUUUCAAGAGGAGAGUGGAGGAUAUGAAACCAUGUCCCAAGAGGACAAUAAUGACCAACUGGAAGAUGCAGUUUAUGUGGAAUCUAAAUCGGAUGGGAAGCCCAUCUCAAAGAAAAGAAAAGCAUCAAAGAAGCUCAAGAGCCCUAGUCAGAAGAAGAUUAAGUUGUCUACUACCGAAAACUUGGCAGUCAUUCCUGAGGUCCAUGAGGAGGAAAAUGAAAGCUUUCAAGGCAGUAUCCAUCACGAAUCGAGUCUUGUCAAGAAGAACAAUGGCAAGUCAUCCAAUUUAUCUAGUCAGCCAAAUAAGUCUGGCAAGGAUAAUUUCAAUAAACAGAUGAAUGACAAAAGUGGCUCUACAAGUGAUGAAACAAGGUUUCUUCAGCCUCAAGAUGAAGGUGGAACUAAAAAGUUACCAAGCAGAAGUGCCCGACGGAGGAAAGAUAAGAGAAGAUGGUUGAGGGAACUAAAAUUAGAGAAGGAGAAGUUCCAUACGAGUCCAAUGCUUGAAAAGGAUGGACAACAAUUACCUAUCAAAGAUAAAAAUAGCUUAGUUUCUGAUGUACAUCAACAACCUGAUGAAGAAAGUGAAGAAGAGGAUGACAUUGUUCCAGGGCUUAAAAAAGAUGGACAACAUUUACCUAUCAAAGAUAACAAUUGCAUAGUUUCUGAUGUACAUGAACAACCCGAUGAAGAAAGUGAAGAAGAGGAUGAUGUUGUUCCUGUGGAAAUUAGGCCAGGGCACAUUCGGUUUGAGCCCCGUAGAAAAGAUCAGACAGUUCCACAGAAUCAGUUUCCAGUGGAAACAUUUCAGUGGAAUGGAAUCACCAGCAAGAAGAAGGGCCAGAAAUGGGGUAAAGAGAGGAACUCAUUCCGUAAACAGGAUGACUAUGAACAUUCCAGUCAAGAGUGUCCUACUGUUCAGAAUGCUGAAAAGAAACAUGCACUCAAUGCAGCAGAUUUUGAUAAGCUUACUCCUUAUACAAGCUUGCCUAAGGAAGGUGAUGUAAUUGCCUACCGGUUGAUUGAAUUAUCAACAUCUUGGACUCCUGAGCUUUCCUCCUUCAGAGUUGGGAAAAUAUCGCAGUAUGAUGCUAAAUCAAACAGGAUUUGGCUGGAACCAGUUUUAGAAUAUCCAUUUGUUUUUGAGAAGAAAAUAGAUGGGGACACAUCUUCUCUACAGUCUGAUCCAUCCCCUUAUCAAGAAGAUGGUUCAUUAGAGAUAGAUUAUGUAUCGCUUGCUGAUGUUCGAAUGGUUAAGCAUGGCCGCUCUGAUUUGGCAACUGUAGUUGUUUCUAGUGAUGAUUUGGUCAAUCCAACAAAAGCAAAUAACGGUAGCACUGAUGGAAGUUGCAUGCCAGAAAGGGAAGGUCAUAUCCAUACAAAAGAAAAUGGGGAAGUAAACGUGUGGGAUGAAAUUAACGAGGCAUUAAAAGCAAAGAAGGCCAAGCUGUCGCAGGAGGAUGGCUGGAGUAAAGAACAGAGUUCAGGCACGCGGUCAUGGUCCAACAGAGCCUUGAGAUGCAGUGCGCUGGGUCCCACAAUGGCAUUUUUAAGGUCGAAGAAUGGACUUUAA